CCCACUUUAAGUUCCUGUGCUAUCCCUUUCCAGCGCACAGCCAUGGACAUCGCGUUCGUAUCUCCGUUGCCUGGGGAUUUCGGGUCUUUUCGUCAACCUGGACCAUUUGUGAUGCAGAGUCGCUCCUCCGAGACUUUUUCAGACUGCUCAGGCAAAUGGAGGCCUGCGAAAUUUGCCAUCGCCGGCAUACUGUCACACCUCGGGAGGAAGACUCACAGAAGAGGAUAUCUUCACCAGAAGGCCCAUCGACUUGCGGACUACUAUGAGGUCCUUGGAGUAAGUCGAAAUGCAAACGAACGGGAGAUCAAAUCGAGCUUUCGAAAACUCGCCCGGCAGUUCCACCCAGAUAUCAACAAGGAGCCAGGAGCACAGGAGAAGUUUCAAGAAAUCGCUAAAGCGUACGGAGUGUUGUCAGAUGCAGAAAAAAGAGACCAGUACAAUCGAUUUGGUGAGGGGGCAGUGCCCAGCACCAGUCCAGAUUUGUCCAGCAUGGAUUUGAAAGACAUCCUGGGCGAUGUUUUCCAAGACUUUUUUCGGGGUCCUGGAAUGCGAGGUCAUCCCGCAAAGGGAAGCACUAAAGGUGCCAAAAAAAGGGGCUGAUCUACAAUGCAAAAUUGAAGUUCCUUUCGAUUUGGCUUGCUUUGGAGGUUCGCACACCAUUCAAGUCCAGCGCGAGGACACAUGCAAGACUUGCCAUGGCCGCGGAGUUAACGCGGAUGUUGCUAAAGACCAGCGCUGCUCCAAGUGCAAUGGAACCGGCACCACGCUGCAAGUGAUGCAGACUCCACUGGGUGUAAUGCAGACCCAGCUAGUUUGUCCGAAAUGCGGAGGGACCGGCCUUGACCCCACGGCAUCUUGUCGCAGUUGUGGUGGUAGAGGCACUCAAACGCAGACACAGGAGAUCUCGGUGAACAUCCCACCUGGCUGCAAGGCAGGCAGUCAACUCCGUAUCAGAGGAGAAGGGGACAAGGGAAUCAGAGGUGGGCAGCCAGGCGACCUCUACAUCACCUUGAGGAUUUGCCCCUCGAGGGAUUUUGUGCGAGACGGGGCAGACAUCUACAGUGAAAAAGUCAUCAGCAUCUUUGAUGCGAUGCUUGGCACAUCGGUUGGGGUCACCACUGUCGACGGCAUCACCGAGAUAGAGGUGCCAGCAGGAACCCAGCCUGGCACAACAAUGCGGCUUCGUGGAAGGGGCGCCCCUAAACUGGGCACCAAAGGCAGAGGAGACCACUAUGUCACACUGCAGGUUGAGGUGCCACACUCGCUUAAUGAUGAACAGCGCAAGCUGGUCUCAAAACUCAAAGAGGCCUGCCAAUGACGCAAGGCCAUCCGCUCGAAAUGGUUUCGCACGCUUGGUUUGUCAGGAAAGGAUCGACAUCC
This is a messenger RNA of Durusdinium trenchii, 1380 nucleotides long. The record is from the annotation of a GenBank genome assembly. Lineage: Eukaryota; Dinophyceae; Suessiales; Symbiodiniaceae.